AUGCCUGGUCUCGUUCCCAAUUGGAAUCUUACUCAAAAUUAUAUUCGUAAUGUUGCAAUUGUUUGUGACAAAGAAUAUACGAAAAAUGUUCUUGUUGAAAUGUUAAUAAAAUGUAUUCCAUGGAAUCAGAAACUUAUGUUUUGUGCUAUUGAACAACGUAAUAUAACACCGAUAAUCGAACAAUUUAUAGAAGAGAAGAAAAUUAGUAACUAUGAAAUAUGGACAUAUAUUCAAUUUCAAUUAGACAAAAAUGUAUUUAUGGAAAAAUUGAAAAUACUUUCAACAGCAGUUCCACCAGGAAUUGAAAUUCGACCAUUGAAAUCAGAAGAUGCAUACAUUAUUAUGGAAGUUGGAGGUUACAAAUCAUAUGAUAUGUAUACCAUAGAUCAAAUUCAAUUUUCGAUUAAAAAAUUAUGCACCCUGGGUGCAUAUCUUGAUGGCAAACUAAUUGGUUGGCGACUUUUGCUAUACGAUGGUUCUUUCGACAUGGUAUAUACGCUUCCUGAAGCUCGUCGACUCGGACUCGCAUCUUUGUUAAGUGUUCAAUUAACGACAGAAAUGUUAAAAAUGCAGGAACGUGUUUUUGGGUAUACAGCUUUAAAUAAUCAAAAAUCAGUGGGAUUAGCGGCUAAAAUGGGAUUUUAUGAAACAGGCUUAUAUGAUUGGAUUGUAUUCGAACCGAAUGAUAUUUUCGUCAAAGAAGAUCAACGGCAUCCUCAGAUACUGAAAUCUUCUAUCUAA
Molecule: messenger RNA, 741 nt
Organism: Rotaria sordida
Lineage: Eukaryota; Metazoa; Rotifera; Eurotatoria; Philodinida; Philodinidae
Source: the annotation of a GenBank genome assembly